This is a messenger RNA of Sardina pilchardus (European sardine), 2375 nucleotides long. It is a transcript of the gene pacsin3, whose product is annotated as protein kinase C and casein kinase substrate in neurons 3. Gene Ontology annotation, molecular function: phospholipid binding; protein binding. The record is from RefSeq and is a predicted model, not a curated record. Gene Ontology annotation, cellular component: endosome; cytoplasm; plasma membrane. Gene Ontology annotation, biological process: regulation of endocytosis; plasma membrane tubulation; cytoskeleton organization. The transcript is spliced from 11 exons. Bases 583 to 1881 code for a protein of 432 amino acids. Lineage: Eukaryota; Metazoa; Chordata; Actinopteri; Clupeiformes; Clupeidae.
GAUCAAUGGAUGUUCAGCCUCAGCUACGCAUAAUUACGUCUCUGAAGACCUCCUCAGACGACCGAAGAGUUGCCUGUCUAUUUGCCUGUUGGAAUCAGUAACAGGCUAUCCAAACAAUACCUCGUCGAUAUGCCUUGAGCUUAUCUGUUAUAGCUACAGCAUGUUUCAGUCAACUUCAAAGUUAAACGAUUGCAAGGUGAAACGUAGCCUACGCCUUCGGUGUGAUUCAGCUCUAUGUUUUCGUUAUGGCAGCGGGAUGCCUCAGUUGUAGGCUACACCUUUACCCCCUCUCCUCUUAAGAGUAUUUUUGUUUCUUUCUUUAGAUAUCUUUUUUUUCACAGUGUUAAUUUAAACGCGGAUACAUUUACUCAAAAGGCAUCAACGAAAAUUGUAGGAACGUUUUGCGAGUUACAUCUGCGAGAAUCGAGUGCACAAUUGUAAGCGACGCCUUGGCGGCGCAACAGGACACAGUUUCUGCAUGACUUUUGGACUGAAAGUAAAGGAAAAGACACCCAGUAUUUUUGACUGCAUUGUGGUUUGACUAUAACCGCCACCAUUCCGUGCUGCAAAGGUGACCCCAGAAUGUCUUCAAAUGGAGACUUACAAGAUGUUGGGAGCUGUGAAAGCUUCUGGGAGCCUGGGAACUACAAGAGGACCGUGAAGCGCAUUGAUGAUGGACACAAGCUAUGCAACGAGCUAAUUAGCUGUUUCCAGGAGAGGGCCAAGAUUGAGAAGAGCUACUCACAACAACUAAGUGACUGGGCCAAGAAAUGGCGGGUCGUCGUAGAGAAAGGUCCUCAGUAUGGUACUCUAGAAAAAGCAUGGCAUGCCUUUAUGAAUGCAGCUGACCAUCUGAGUGAGAUCCAUAUGGAGCUGCGAGAGCGUCUUGUUAUGGAGGACAGUGAAAAAAUACGCAACUGGCAGAAAGAGGCAUUCCACAAGCAGAUGAUUGGUGGCCUCCGAGAGACGAAAGAAGCUGAUGAAGGUUUUCGCAAAGCUCAGAAGCCCUGGGUUCGCAAACUUAAGGAGGUGGAGUCUUCUAAGAAGAGCUAUCACCAAGCACGCAAGGAGGAGCGGACAGCCAUUACAAGGGAAACCCAUGCCAAAGCAGACACCACAAAGUCACAGGAAGAGGUCCGCAAAUUCUCAGAUCGUGUGGAGAAGUGUACUGUGGAGACUGAAAAGACAAAGGAUCGCUAUGAGAAGGCACUAGAAGAGUUGAACCGCUGUAAUCCACGCUAUAUGGAAGAUAUGGAACAAGUCUUUGAGAUCACUCAAGAUGCAGAGAAAAAGAGGCUCUGCUUUUUCAGAGAAGCUAUGUUGGACAUCCACCAGCACCUGGAUCUCUCCAAUUGUGACAGGUUCAAGGCCUUGUACUCUGAUCUGAGCCAGAGCAUCACUGCAGCCAAUGAUGCAGAAGACCUGCGCUGGUGGAGAAACACUCAUGGCCCAGGCAUGAGCAUGAAUUGGCCUCAGUUUGAGGAAUGGUCCCCUGAGGCGACACAUUCCAUUGGGAAGAGGGAUAGGAACAAUAAGGGAAAUGAUGAGGUCACCCUAACCAACAUUGUAUCUGCUGGAGAUGAGACACCACAGGAAACCAGAGCUGUGAAGGACUAUUCCUCAGAGUGGUCUGAUGAGGAAAGCCCCAAGAAGUAUAUUGCAACAAAUGGUGUGGAAGAAGAGGAAGAUAAAAUGGUUGCCGUUCGUGUGAGAGCUCUGUAUGAUUACUCAGGGCAGGAGGCUGAUGAACUGAGCUUUCGAGCAGGUGAAGAGUUGUUGAAACUUGGGGAAGAGGAUGAGCAGGGCUGGUGCAAAGGGCAGCUUGACAAUGGUGAAGUGGGUCUCUACCCUGCUAACUAUGUGCAGAAAAUUGCAUCCUGACAGCAAUUAAACCAUUGUGCCUACUAGGCACACCACAUCAUUUCACGGUCAGUGGCACUACAGGCAAGGGGAUGGGUAAUUGCAAGGUGCUUUGACCAUCUUACCUAUGCCCAUUUCCAUUUAGCAUCAGACAUAAGUGCGCAGUUAUGUAUGCAAAAUAUUUGCAUUUUUAAGAGCUUAAAAGAUAGCGUUGAAUAGUUUUGAAGAAUGUUACAUCUAGCAGGUCUAACAUCUCCUCCUAAAGAAUUACAAAUGCAGUGCCUUUUUCACUAAGGUUCAAAGUUCUUUAUCACUCUCAGCCAGCAUUGACAACAUACAGUAGGCAGCACAAGGGGCUGGACCUGUUAUUCUGUCUGGCAUCCAACAAUUCUGAUAACAAAUUUCUGUCAGUAAUUCGCCUUUCCUUCAUACAGGAACUUGGUUGAAAUGUUAACAAUGUUUCACUACAGGCACUGCACUGCCCUACAUUUAAAAAAGAAAUCAAUUUCACUUCA